Messenger RNA from Solanum pennellii, 1641 nucleotides. RefSeq names its product patatin-like protein 3. The coding region runs from base 276 to 1511 and encodes 411 amino acids. Gene Ontology annotation, molecular function: glycerophospholipase activity; monoacylglycerol lipase activity. The transcript is spliced from 6 exons. The record is from RefSeq and is a predicted model, not a curated record. Gene Ontology annotation, biological process: lipid metabolic process. Lineage: Eukaryota; Viridiplantae; Streptophyta; Magnoliopsida; Solanales; Solanaceae.
UCCUUCUUGUAGCAAUUCUUUAAUUUCAAUUUAGGCGUAGGUGCAUUUGACAUAAGAUCACAUAAUUCAAAUGUCCUCUUUAUUUUGUUAAACUCUGUAUCAAAUUAAAAUAAGUUAAACAAAUUGAAAAUAACAGAGAGAGCGAAAAGGUGUGUAAAUCUUGUUUACACCAUAUAUCGUGUGUAUGGAACUUGUAUAAAUAUGCCUUCACCUAGACAUUGGUGUUGGCAAGGUAUAAGCCUUUAAGAAGCUAUAUCUUUGUCCUUUGAUACAGUAUGGGUAGGAUUUUUGUAGUUGCACUACUAAUCACUUUUCUAGUACUGUUGCAACAAUAUCCUAUAGCUUGUGUAGCUACUAAACGAAAGACGGUAACGAUUUUAAGCAUUGAUGGAGGUGGUAUUAGAGGCAUUAUUCCCAGCACUAUUCUUGCAUUCCUUGAAUCCAAACUUCAGGAACUUGAUGGAGCCAAUGGAAGAAUUGCAGACUAUUUUGAUGUGAUAGCUGGUACAAGUACAGGUGGACUUGUAACCACAAUGCUCACAGCUCCAAACAAGGAUAAUCGCCCUUUAUAUGCUGCAAAAGAUAUUAACAACUUCUACAUGGAACACGGCGCUAAAAUCUUUCCUCAGAGCAGCCGCAACAACUUCAUGAAGAAGAUGUUUAAUUUAUUUGGUGGACCAAAGUAUGAUGGUGAGUACCUGAGAUCGUUGGUUAGGUCGGAACUAGGCAAUCUUACUAUGAAGCAAACAUUGACGCAUACACUCAUUCCAACUUUUGAUAUCAAACGCCUUCAACCUAUCAUUUUCACAACUACUGAUGCCAGAGCAAUUGUGUCUAAGAAUGCGCGCCUAUCAGACGUUUCUCUUGGUACUUCAGCAGCACCCACUUAUUUCCCUGUACAUUAUUUUGAGACUAAGGAUGCUCAAGGAAAAAUACGUACAUUUGAUCUUGUUGAUGGAGGUGUAGCUGCAAAUAAUCCUACUCUACUAGCAAUUACUCACAUUUCAAGAGAAAUGAUGACGAGAAGACUGAAAUAUGAGGAUAUGCAAACUGUGGACUGCAAGAAAAUGUUGGUUCUGUCACUGGGCACUGGCACAGGCAAGAAUAAAGAGAAGUACAAUGCUGCCACAGCUUCAAAAUGGGGUCUUCUUAGUUGGAUGUACAAUCAUGGUGCAAUUCCAUUGCUAGACAUUUUUACUGAUGCAAUUACUGAUAUUGUGGAUAUACAUGUUUCAACUAUGUUUCAGUCCCUUCACAACCACAAGAAUUACCUCAGAAUUCAGAAUGAUAGUAUGAUCGGGGAGGCGGCAUCUAUGGAUAUUUCAACCAUAGAAAACAUGCAGACACUAGUGCAGACUGGUAAAGAUCUACUGAAGAAGCCUGUGUCAAGGGUCAACUUGGAGACGGGCCGCGUUGAAGCAGUUCAAGGGGAAGGCACCAAUGAAGAAGCUCUUACUCGCUUUGCUAAGUUGCUUUCAGAGGAAAGAAAGUUUCGACGAUUAGAGACAUGAAACUUAAAAAAUUAUUAUAGAUUGAGAAUUUGUUCCUGUAGAACACUUGCGUCAAAAAAUUAUCAAGAGAGCACCUUUAUAAAAUUGUAAUGAAGUUCUAUAAUUUCUUCAUUUUGUUUGUCAAAUUUCA